Pangasianodon hypophthalmus (striped catfish) is the source of this 855-nucleotide messenger RNA. RefSeq names its product E3 ubiquitin/ISG15 ligase TRIM25-like. Gene Ontology annotation, molecular function: zinc ion binding. The record is from RefSeq and is a predicted model, not a curated record. Bases 37 to 693 code for a protein of 218 amino acids. The transcript has a single exon. Lineage: Eukaryota; Metazoa; Chordata; Actinopteri; Siluriformes; Pangasiidae.
GUGUGAGUUUGUUUUUCAGUAAAAGCCUUCAUUAAAAUGGCAGAGGCGAAUAUUUCAGUAGCUCAGGAUCAGUUCAGCCGUCCAAUCUGUUUCGAUCUAAUCAAGAAUCCAGUAGCUCCUCUCUGUGGACACAGUUUCUGUAUGAUGUGUAUUAAUGACUGCUGGGAUCAGGAGGAUCAGAAGCAAGUCUAUAGCUGUCCACAGUGUAAACAAACCUUCACUCCAAGACCUGUUGUGAGUAAAAACACCAUGCUGGCUGAAGUAGUGGAGAUGCUGAAGAAGACAGGACUCCAAGCUACACGUCCUGCUCAGUGUUCAGCUGGACCUGAAGAUGUGGAGUAUGAUUCCUGCUCUGGGAGAAAUUACAAAGCCAUCAAGUCCUGUCUGGUGUGUCUGGCCUCUUUCUGUGAAACUCACCUCCAGCCUCACUAUGAAGCUCCUGCCUUUAAGAAGCACAAGCUGACCGAAGCCUCCAGACGACUCCAGGAGCAGAUCUGCUCUCAGCAUGACAAACUGCUGGAGGUUUACUGUCGCACUCACCAGCAGUGUAUCUGCAUGUUGUGUACCAUGGAUGAACAUAAAGGACAUAAUGCAGUACCAGCUGCAGCAGGAAGAGCUGAGAAACAGGUAACAAUAUCUUACAGCUGUCUUUUACAACUAGUCAAGGGAAAAAAUAAAACAAAUAACAAAUAAGUAAGAUUGCCCUUACAGAAAAGUAACACAAACUUCACAUCUAAAUUUUACCUAUUAUGUUGCAUACAUUUUUCUAUGAAAGGUAAAAGUUAAAAAAUGUUCACUGCAUUGACCUUGUUAUAAUUUAACUGUUUGCAGCUCUAACGGUGUUUAAUUGUGUGC